Protopolystoma xenopodis is the source of this 345-nucleotide messenger RNA. The record is from the annotation of a GenBank genome assembly. Lineage: Eukaryota; Metazoa; Platyhelminthes; Monogenea; Polystomatidea; Polystomatidae.
UGGGCUCUAGUCGCGAAUCUCUGCACGUCGCCUAUCGAUCCGGGACAGGGUGCACAGCGAAUGCCAGGCCAGGCCAGGCCAGGCCAGGCCAUGACACGCCACGACACGCUAGUUCAGGCCAAGCGAAGCAAAGUUAGCGUCUCACGACUCCGCCUCGGAGACGCCACGGCCUCGAGAAUCGGCGCCUGUGCAAUUUCCCCGCUAGCCUGCACACACCCAAAGGUGCGUCCUACGCGGGCGGUCGUGCGGACGUGCGGGCGAGCUACCUGCAGUCGCCUACUCAUUUGGCGCCCAGCCGGACAGAGAGUGGCUCCACUGCGGCCCGAGUGUGAAACUCGCGGCUGA